Pezoporus occidentalis (night parrot) is the source of this 2539-nucleotide messenger RNA. Its product is annotated as vitamin D 25-hydroxylase. Gene Ontology annotation, cellular component: intracellular membrane-bounded organelle; cytoplasm. Gene Ontology annotation, biological process: xenobiotic metabolic process. The coding region runs from base 1355 to 2011 and encodes 218 amino acids. NCBI's taxonomy places the organism in Eukaryota, Metazoa, Chordata, Aves, Psittaciformes, Psittacidae. The transcript is spliced from 4 exons. The record is from RefSeq and is a predicted model, not a curated record. Gene Ontology annotation, molecular function: iron ion binding; oxidoreductase activity, acting on paired donors, with incorporation or reduction of molecular oxygen, reduced flavin or flavoprotein as one donor, and incorporation of one atom of oxygen; heme binding.
CACUUCCUUAGGCAGGCUGUGCUGUUCCAGGGCUUGACAAACCUUUCAGUGGCAGCCCAGUUGUCACAGAGUGUUUAAAUAGGCUAACUUUAUUUCAUAUUGUGGAGGUCAACAGCUGAGAUGAAGAAAAAACUAGAGACUGGUGUAGGUAAACCCACAGAUUUGUAACGCUAAGAGGAAUAUUGAACAGGGCACAGGAUUUCAAUCUGGAGUUUAGCCUCGGUGUUAAUUUUUGAAACUUAGGUUAAGAUUUUCAUUUUGUUUAUCCUGUAUGUGCCUUCUGCAGGAUAUAUUGCAUCUUUCUCCAAAGCACCUAGUGCUAACCACUUCUGGAAACGGGAGAUGGGACUAGCUGGGCUAUGCUGUCAUAAGUUGGCUGUCAUCAUGGCUCUCACUUCUAUCAUCUGAUGAUUCUUUGGGAGCCUGUGCAAAGUAAGCUGGUGUCCAGUUUCAGAGGUAGCAAGGACUGGGUGCAGCUUGGUUGUUUUCACAACUGAAACCACUUCUGUGUCUGCCGUUACUUAGUGACAUGUUGGAAGUCUUCAUGGUACGACCUUACAGCUUCAGUCGUAGUGCCCUUAACCAAAUUAAGCUGUUGGAAUUUACCUUUACUCAGCCAUGGAGGAGGAGCUCAUACAGUAGUAAAGAUUUCCUCCCUCCUGUGGAAAUACUCAUGGCAAAUUACCAAAGUAGACAAUAUAUGCACUCUAUUUCUAGUUCACACAUAAAACUAUACCUUAUAUCAAAUAAUGUUAUAUACUUAUAUACUGAUACUAAUACAUACUUAUCUAUGCUCAUCUUAGGACACAGUACAUUUUUUCAAGAAAAUGCUCACUGUUGUGCCAAAUUCACAUUUUUUUAAUGACUAUAUGAAAGCAUCCCCAGUCUUCACUUUGGAGAGCUGGUCACUUAGGUGUACAGCAAAGUGCAGAAUGUAGUGUGGGCUGAUUUCCUUUAUCUUUGACAGAGUAAAUUAGCUCACAACAAACUCUGUUUAAUACCACAGUUGCAUCACCUCUGAUUACCUGUAUGCCUUACUGAAAUUUAUUUGAGCCUGGUUUGCAUUCGUAUGUAGUGUGGCUUCACAUUUUUAUUACUUGUUUUAGUUGUUUUCAUUAUUUGUUCCUGAGAUUUGGUUGCAAUAGCAUUUUAUUAUUUUUUUCAAGAUCUUCAGUCUCGAUCUCGGAGGUAUAUCUGCUAUUGUACUGAAUGGAUAUGAUGCAGUAAAAGAAUGCCUUGUUCAUCAAAGUGAAAUUUUUGCAGACAGACCAUCUCUUCCCUUGUUUAAGAAGCUGACAAACAUGGGAGGAAGCCGCAGUCACCUCGACAUUUUGUAGAUGCAUAUUUAGAUGAGAUGGAUUGCAAUGAAAAGGAUCCAGAAUCUACAUACUCAAGAGAAAACUUAAUUUUCUCUGUUGGAGAACUCAUCAUAGCUGGGACAGAAACCACAACAAAUGUUUUAAGAUGGGCAGUGUUAUUUAUGGCUCUUUAUCCCAACAUUCAAGGGCAAGUUCAAAAAGAAAUCGAAUUAGUCAUCGGCCCAAGCAAAAUGCCUACCUUAGAAGAGAAAAGCAAAAUGCCAUACACUGAGGCUGUUCUACAUGAAGUUCUAAGAUUCUGUAAUAUAGUUCCACUAGGUAUUUUUCAUGCAACUUCCAAAGAUACUGUUGUGCGUGGUUACUCUAUUCCUGAGGGCACUACAGUCAUUACGAACCUUUACUCUGUUCAUUUUGAUGAAAAAUAUUGGAGCAAUCCAGAAGUGUUUUUUCCUGAGAGAUUUUUGGACAGCAGUGGGCAAUUUGUCAAGAAAGAUGCAUUUAUUCCUUUUUCACUAGGAAGAAGACAUUGCCUUGGAGAACAACUAGCUCGAAUGGAAAUGUUUUUGUUUUUCACUUCAUUACUACAACGAUUUCACCUGUGUUUUCCUCAUGGCAUGAUUCCAGAUCUCAAACCAAGAUUAGGCAUGACAUUACAACCACAGCCAUACCUCAUCUGUGCAGAAAGACGAUGAAGACAAGGAUCUAGAUUGUCAGGUGAAACACAGUGUUCCAAGUUGCAGCUGAGGAUCUACUUUGACUUCUAUUUCUAAAUGUCUUCAUGUCAGAAGAACAAAAAUUUAAAGGACUUGCAGAUAAACUCUGAUUGUGCAUAAGUAAGUUAAUAGUUUCUUUUUACUUGUUUUUCACAAAAAAAAACCCUGAACCAAGAUCAUGAAACACAUCCUGUGUUUAAAGUUCACGUUUUCACUCCAGAAGUCUUCUUUUAAUUCCCAACUUCUUACUCAGCUUUUAAAUAUUUAAUUAUCUAGCAAGUCGUUUUAUUUUGAGAGGAUAUUUUUAUAAGCAUGGAGAAUAUGGCUCAAAAUGUUCAUACUCAGAUUCAUCCAUGAAAAUCUCGUUUACAUUAUUCCAGCUAAGAUGUUCUUUAUAAUUCCCCAUUAAAUUUACAUAGCUAAAAAGUUUUCAAAGGUAUCUAUUUAAAUUUCUGUAACUCAGAAUAAGCUAUCUUUUCCAGCCUUAAUAAAUUGUUUAUUGAAGGA